Messenger RNA from Glycine soja, 1519 nucleotides. Its product is annotated as 3-ketodihydrosphingosine reductase-like. The record is from RefSeq and is a predicted model, not a curated record. Bases 325 to 1116 code for a protein of 263 amino acids. The transcript is spliced from 5 exons. NCBI's taxonomy places the organism in Eukaryota, Viridiplantae, Streptophyta, Magnoliopsida, Fabales, Fabaceae.
UAGGUUAGGAAUGAAGUCAGUGUACAAUUAUGUCACGUUGAGAGGAAGUACAGAAAGGAGAGGCUGCUGGAGCCGAACUGGAGGGAAAACGAAUGCUUCUUGUAAGGGAGGCAAUGAUUCAGACAUACCAAAGACAUCUCACCCCCUUCCUCCAAAACGCCAAUCUUCUCCUCUCCACAUCUUAAAUAUCCCCCUCUUUCUAAAUUCCACCAACCACUUUCUUGCUUUCACUUCCAAUUCUCAAUUCCUCUUUAUUUGAUUCUGGGUUCUUUUUUUGUUUUUUGCCAUACACAUAAUUGUCUAAAGGGAGAAAGAAAAAGAGAGAUGCGAAGCAUGGCAAGCUCCGCUUCCUCGCGAGGCAUUGCAGCUAUCGUCGGUGUGGGCCCCAACCUCGGCCUCUCCAUCGCUCGCAAGUUCGCUCACGAGGGCUACACGGUUGCCAUCCUCGCUCGUGACUUGGGGAGGUUGUCAAGAUUUGCUGAUGAAAUAGCGAGGGAAGAGAAGGCGCAGGUUUUUGCUAUAAGAAUAGACUGUUCCGAUUCAAGAAGCGUGAGAGAGGCAUUUGAAGGAGUGCUCUCUCUGGGAUUCGUGGAAAUUCUUGUCUACAAUGCUUACCAGCCACUACCUUGGUGCCCUUCCUCCUUCCAAGAUCUUCGCAUCGAAUCCUUUGAAAGAUCCCUUGCCGUUUCUUCCGUCGGCGCCUUCCACUGCGCUCAACAGGUGCUGCCGGGUAUGGUUGAAAGAGGAAAAGGAACGAUUCUCUUCACUGGCUGCUCCGCUUCUCUAAACGGCAUUGCUGGAUACUCUGAACUAUGCUGUGGGAAAUUCGCUUUGAGAGCACUAUCGCAAUGUUUGGCCAAGGAAUUUCAACCUCAAGGAGUGCACCUAGCUCAUGUUAUCAUUGACGGUGUUAUUGGCCCACCCAGAGGACCAACCUUGACGUCAUCAUCUUCACAGAGGGGAAAUUCAUUGGGGGAGCAAAGCAGUGGAGGAGGAGGCGAGGGUACAAUGGACCCAGACGCACUCGCUCAAACCUUCUGGCACUUGCACGUUCAGGACCGGAACGCUUGGACCCUGGAGAUGGAUCUUCGUUCACCCUCUGCUAGAUUCUUCUAGCUACUAAGUUAACCCCCAAUUAAAAAUGUGCCUAGCUCAAUUAUUAUAUUUAUUUUUCGCUCUAUAGUCUAUAUAGUCUUCAGUGUCAAAUCUCAAUCACUUCAUCCAUGACCUCAUGGCAUCAACCGUGAAUUCAAUGAUGUUUACAAUCAACACUGUUGGGCUUGCCGGUGUGCUGAAUUGCUUGUGUCUCGGGAUAUUAAUCUUUGAUCGACCCAAAAAUAUUUUAUUCACCCAAAAAGAAAUUAUGUGUAUGUACAAAGAUAUUAUACGGUGUGUUGUUACUUGUUAGUUUGGGUCAAUCAAGUAGUAAUUUUAUUACUGUUUUUGUAGAGACAAAAUUAAGAAAAGGAUGUGUAUAUUAGUAUAUCAUAUAUAUCAUCCGUUUGUGUGUUAAUUUGGA